AUGAACAACAUCAACAGCAAUGAUACUAUAGAAGAAAUACCACCCCCACCAGACCCUCCCGAGCCAGAUGAAUGUUGUGGUAGUGGCUGUACAAGAUGUGUAUAUGAUCUAUAUGAAAUACAAUUAGAGCGUUACAAUCAGAUGAAAGAAAAAAUAAUAGAAAAGAAUAAAUCAAUAUUAAAACAACAACAACAACAAAACCAAAAAGUAAAGACUGAUAAUGAAAAUCAUAUAGUUGAAUCAUUAAAUAGUAUUAAUAUUAAAGAUAAUAAUAUAAAAAAAGAAGAAGAAGAAGAUAAUGAUGAAGAUAAUGAUGAUAUUAAAAUAGAAUAUUUAGGAGAUGAUAAUAUUGCAGCUAGGGAAUAUAAAGGUUUUAUAUGUGAGAAGCUAAGAUAUGGUAGAAUAACAUCGAGUAGUAGACGAUUGACAAGUAGCGAUUCACCAGAGCAAGUCUAUCACAUGGAAAUAGAAACGAAUGAACCUAUCGAAUAUGAACCAGGUGACUACAUCAAUAUACUAUGUCCACAGGAUUCAACAACAGUAGAUAAGCUCAUAAAGAAAUUGAAACUAAAAGAUAAUCAAAUCAUUACAAUUAAACAACAACAACAACAACAACAACAUCAACAUCAACAACAAAAUAAUAUUAAUAAUAAUAAAUCAUUAUCAUCAACACUUUCACUACCAUCAAUUAUAUCUAUUAAAGAUCUAUUUACAUGGGUUCUAAAUAUAUCAUUCGUUCCACCACAAUUCUUUUUAAAUCAAAUGUCAAAUUUUUGUAAUGACAAGAAUGAUAAAGAGAAACUAUUAUAUCUAUCUAGCAGAGCUGGUACACCACUUUAUAAUGAAACGGUAGUUCAACACCAUAUUGGAUUCCCUACACUCUGGAAUAAGUUUAAAUCGUUUCAACCAACAAUGGAAUUCUUAAUUCUCAACAUACCUUCACAAAGCAUGAGACAAUAUUCUCUUGCAAACUCACCUCUUAAUCAAUCUCAAGACAACAUUGCACAUAUAACUUUUAAAUUAGUUGUAAAAAAUAAGAGUAAUAAUAAUAAUAAUAACAAUAGUAAUAUAAACUAUGGACAAUGUACAUAUUGGAUGUAUCGUUUAAUAGAUUCAUUAGAUAAUAAUAAUAAUAAUAAUAAUAAUAAUAAUAAUAAUCAUAAUAAUUUAAUUAUACCAUUCGAAAUCAAUCAUUCACAACAUUUCAAAUUACCAGAUGAUUUGAGUGUACCUUUAAUAUUGAUAUCAACGGGUACAGGUUUGGCUCCGUUCCGUGCGUUUCUUCAACAUCGGUGUCAUUUGAUAAAGGUGAACGGUGACAAGCAUAUUGACCAUCAGAAACUUGGACAGUGUUUGUUGUUCUUUGGAUGUAGACGUAAGGAUUGGGAUCUUCUCUAUCAUGAUGAACUACUAGAGUUUGAAAAGGACCGAACCAUUACCAAGCUGUUCAUUUCCUAUUCGAAACCGGUGGAACCCGCGCUCACCGAGUCGAGUAAAGGUCGACGCUACAUCAACUACCACAUCGAAGAGAAUGGCGAGCUCAUUUACAAUCUGGUAACAAAGAAACGUGGUGUCAUCUAUAUAUGUGGUUCAUCCGAAGGCAUUGGUAAAUCAUCAAUACAAUCGAUACUCAAUAUAAUUAAAAGAUAUAAUAAAUUGCAAAACAACAACAACAACAACAACAACAACAACAACAACAACAACAACAACAAUAACACGAGUAGUAGCAAUAGCAACAACAUAAAUGUUGAAGAUGAAAAGACAAUUUUAAAUCAGUGGAAAGAAAAUGGUCAACUUAAAAUGGAUAUUUACAACUAG
Molecule: messenger RNA, 1818 nt
Organism: Heterostelium album PN500
Lineage: Eukaryota; Evosea; Eumycetozoa; Acytosteliales; Acytosteliaceae
Exons: 2
Coding region: 1-1818 (605 amino acids)
Biological process (GO): homocysteine metabolic process
Cellular component (GO): cytosol
Molecular function (GO): [methionine synthase] reductase (NADPH) activity; flavin adenine dinucleotide binding; FMN binding
Source: RefSeq, a predicted model, not a curated record